AUGGCAUCCACCAUCGAAGCACGUCUGCAAGGCCUAGGCGAUCUGGAACUGGCUCUCCUGGUGUCUAUGAUCGCAGAGGAGCACUGCAUUGUGUCCACCAACACCGCCACAACGACGAGUCUCUCGCAGGAGUUGAGCUUCACAUGUGCCCAAACCUUUGGCGUCAAGCCCGUGGUGAUAGAAUGCUCUCCAGAGACCACAGUCGACGACUUCACCAAUUCAAUGCUCAUCGAUCUGGAUGAGCUGAAAGACAAUAUUCCAGGCGUCCGAGACGGCAUGGACAGGCCGACCUUCUCUGUCGAUUUCUCGCCUUCACGAGAACGAAGCCCAGGACGUUUCGGUAGCUUCGCGGGCGACAGACUGGAAAACAAGCACAUUGCAGAUGUCAUCAUUGCUUCUGGUCUGGACACGGCCCACGACGCUGUACAGCUCCAGGCAUUGGAGCUCCUUCGCUCGAAGCGCAUCUUCACGAGAUCUGCUAUGCACGUGGCACCGAAAGACAUGCUUUUCAUAGCUGUACUCUCUCGCCCACAGGCGAAGCUAUGCCGACAUUUCAACGAUGUUUUCGCCAUGUCGCAUAUUCACGACGAUGAGGACGGUCAUCCACACUUUGAUAGUCAAAGUGGCAAGGCAUUAUCAUCGGCAUUCUUCUUGGAAGACGUCAAAGUACUCAGACAGCAAAUGGAGAACGUCUUCUUGACUGCCGAGAUGGCACAAUAUCUACACAACGUAGUGGUGUUCAUGCGGAACAGCCGCUACAUCAAAGGUGGCGUCACAGCAACAGCCACUCGUCAAAUGCGAAGCAUAAGCAGAGCGCUGGCACCGCUUCACGGCAUCGAUUAUGUCCCGCCAUCACUUGUGGCACUGGCAGCUCGCAAGAUCUAUCCUCAUCGUCUGGUGCUCGCCACCCACGAAAACGAGAAGAGUCUGCUGUGGGGGAGUGACCCUCGAGCCGUGAAGGAACUGCUUGAAGGUGUCACCGUGGAAGACGCUAUUGAGGCUGUGCUGGCCAGCAUCGAGGCACCGCUGUGA
Molecule: messenger RNA, 1032 nt
Organism: Fulvia fulva
Lineage: Eukaryota; Fungi; Ascomycota; Dothideomycetes; Mycosphaerellales; Mycosphaerellaceae
Exons: 1
Coding region: 1-1032 (343 amino acids)
Source: RefSeq, a predicted model, not a curated record